Molecule: messenger RNA, 2641 nt
Organism: Oncorhynchus kisutch (coho salmon)
Lineage: Eukaryota; Metazoa; Chordata; Actinopteri; Salmoniformes; Salmonidae
Product: serine/threonine-protein kinase PLK2
Exons: 13
Coding region: 92-2059 (655 amino acids)
Biological process (GO): protein phosphorylation; mitotic spindle organization
Cellular component (GO): nucleus; centrosome; spindle pole
Molecular function (GO): protein serine/threonine kinase activity; ATP binding; protein binding
Source: RefSeq, a predicted model, not a curated record
GAGAGCCAGGGCAUGUGCUUCCAUAUAAACCCAAACACCCAGCCUCUCCAGACUGCAUUCAGAGUACGCGCAGUGAAGACGCAGCCUCGCAAUGGAAUUACUUAGGAAUAUCGCUGAACAGCCGACGAAUAUCAACAGGAUGUGCGAGCCCAAACUGCAGGGGUCCUGUGAACUGCGGAGAAAGAGGACGGAGGAUCACGGUCUGGCACCUGCGGAGACGGCGAGGAUUGUCACGGAUCACGCCAGCGGGAAAUGUUACUGCCGUGGGAAAGUUCUGGGAAAGGGAGGUUUCGCCAAGUGCUAUGAGAUGACCGACCUGUCCACGAGUAAAGUUUACGCAGCGAAAAUUAUUCCCCACACGCGCGUAUCCAAACCGCACCAACGGGAAAAGAUUGACAGGGAAAUCGAGCUACAUAGAGUUCUCCACCAUAAACACAUCGUGCACUUUUACCAUCAUUUCGAGGACAAAGAUAACAUCUACAUUCUCCUGGAAUACUGCAGUAGAAGAUCUUUGGCACACAUCCUGAAGGCACGCAAAGUGCUCACUGAGCCUGAAGUGCGAUACUACCUCCGUCAGAUCGUCUCAGGGCUGAAGUACCUACAUGAGCAAGAGAUCCUGCACAGAGACCUCAAACUGGGUAACUUCUUUGUGAGUGAGUCGAUGGAGCUGAAGGUGGGAGACUUUGGGCUGGCUGCCAAGUUGGAGUCUGCUGGGAACAGGAAGAAGACCAUCUGUGGGACGCCCAACUACCUGUCCCCUGAGGUGCUCAACAAGCAGGGCCAUGGCUGUGAGUCGGACGUCUGGGCCCUGGGCUGUGUCAUGUAUACCAUGCUCCUGGGCAGACCCCCGUUUGAGACCACCAAUCUGAAGGAGACGUACAGAUGUAUUCGGGAGGCGCGUUACUCCCUGCCCUCCUCCCUGUCGCCCCAGGCCAAACAGCUCAUCUCCAGCCUCCUGGCCAAGACCCCAGAGGACAGACCUCACCUGGACCACAUACUGCGCCAUGAAUUCUUCACACAGGGUUUCGUGCCAGAGCGUCUCCCUGCUAGUUGUUGCCACUCUGCUCCAGACUUCCACGUCUCCAGCCCUGCCAAGAGCUUCUUCAAGAAGGCAGCGGCUGCCCUCUUCGGCGGGAAAAGAGACAAGGUCAAAUACUACGAGACUCUGAAUAAACUGACCAAAGAGGAAGAGGAGAUCUACAAGCUUCGACAUGACCUGAAGAAGACAGUCAUCAGCCAGCAGACCAAACAGAUUACUGAGGAUGGAAGGCCACUGUCACCAUCUGCUGGGAGGCCGGUCGCCCCGUCAACCGAGGGCCUGCCCCCUGACCCCAUACGGCUUAUUGUCAGGGGCAGUCUGGGUAGCUGCAGCAGCAGUAGUGAAUGUCUUGAGGACAGCACCACCGGCAGUGUGGCUGAGACAGUUGCCAGCGUUCUCAGAGGAUGCCUGGAAAACAUGCCCAAAGCGGGUGACCUCCCUAAAGGGAUAGAGUGCAGUAACCUGCAGUGGGUCACUAAGUGGGUGGACUACUCCAACAAGUAUGGCUUUGGCUACCAGCUCUCCGACCACAUAGUGGGAGUUUUGUUCAACAACGGGACACACAUGAGCCUCCUCGCAGACAAGAAGACUGUCCACUACUAUGCUGAGUUGGGUCAGUGCUCUGUGUUCUCCACCUCUGAUGUCCCUGAUCACUUUGUAGGUCAGGUGACCGUCCUCAAGUACUUCGCCCACUACAUGGAAGAGAACCUGAUGGAUGGUGGAGACCUGGUGAGCCAGGCAGAUACACACAUGCCCAGACUCUACCUGCUGCAGUGGCUCAAGUCUGACCGUGCCCUCAUGAUGCUCUUCAACGACGGCACAUUUCAGGUCAACUUCUACCAUGACCACACUAAGAUCAUCCUGUGCACCCAGCGGGAGGAGUACUUGCUGACCUACAUCAACGAGGAGCGUGUGUCCUCCACCUUCAGACUGAGCUCCCUGCUCACCUCCGGCUGCCCCGCAGACCUGCGCCAACGCAUAGAGUACUCACUCAACAUGCUGCUGCAGCGCUUCAACUGAACCAGAAAGCAGUGCAAGGCGAAAGGACAGUGUAUGGGGUCAGACCUGUGUAAAGCGAUGGACUACUGAUUGGUAACCUUUUGCAAAUCUAUCAGCAGAGGUGCAGCUGAAUCUUGAUGGACAGACUCUGGAAAGGGCUGAUCUGUAUGUUGAUAAUUGGAAGAUAAGAAGACUGGAUGUUAUGAUGAGGGGAUGGAGGUACGAAUGUGAAACCCAUCCGAUUUUGAGGAAGAUGGAAGUGUGGAAGUGGAAAGGGAACUGGGCUGGGACCAGAUAAUGUUGAUGUUUUUCUAAUCAAAGUAGAACCCUAAGGGCUGAUGGAUGCUCCAGGUGUAAGUGGAGCUGGACUAGACGACUGUAAUGUACACAGCACUUCUGCAGAGCAGAGGCAGGGGAGGCUGUGUUUGUGAAGAUACAUUAACUUAGACUGUGAUUCAUUCUCUGAGGAUAGAUGGACAUGGCUGGGAAGGAUGACGUUGAUCAUACAAGAAGAACCAUUACUCUGAUAAUUAACUUAUUGUGUACAAAAGUGCAUUAUUUAUUUAAUAAAUAAAUAAACUUUUACAAAAAAAUACGUACUAU